Leptomonas pyrrhocoris is the source of this 7071-nucleotide messenger RNA. RefSeq lists its product as hypothetical. Lineage: Eukaryota; Euglenozoa; Kinetoplastea; Trypanosomatida; Trypanosomatidae. The transcript has a single exon. The record is from RefSeq and is a predicted model, not a curated record. Bases 1 to 7071 code for a protein of 2356 amino acids.
AUGUCCUCCCUGGCGCAACCAGCUCCAGGUGACAUCACCAUCGAGGACCUUAAGAAGCUGACCACGCACCCCCAUGUCUCCUCCAAAAACCCAGAAGACGUCGUUGCCUCUCGCUACCUGCAACGCCUCGGCAACACCCUGGUGCGACGUACCCGCCAAGCUCUCAUGGAAAGAGACACUCUGUCGAGUCCAGCGUCUUUUUCUAAGACGAGGUACGCGAGCUCCAGGCCGACAAGCGCGUUGGCCUCCUCCCUGGCCGCUAUCCCCGACGUACCUCCCGCGGCACCGUACGCGCUGCAGCAACAACAGCACACCCGCGGCGAAGAUGGUGCUUCCGCGACGCGGCGCUGGCGUAGUCAGGUGCCGCUGCUGAAGGAUGACAUGGCGGCGUCAACCAGCACCACUCCACCAGUCCUGUGCCCGUCCGAGCUGACGCCGGCACCGUUCACGAGGGCAAGCAGCGGGGUCGCCGUUCGCGCCGCGUCUUCGCCCCGACUUACACCGGAUAUGUCACCCCAAUUUGAAGGACGCCGCGCGGCACCACAGGACGCAAAGCAGGCGAGCAAGCCGCAUCGACGUCGUCUUAGCAGUCAAAGUGCCGAGCAGAGCGUAACAUCGACUGGAACGAACGCGUCGGACAGAUCCCGUGAGCGGAUAAAGUCGUACGCGCCAGGCGGUCAGCUCAGCCACGACGAUACACGUACAGCCAGUUCGACGAAGAUGGGGGCGAAGCGCGCGGAACGAAGUCGCACACCAAGAGGAGGUAUCGUCUCCCACUCGCAGCUGCACACUCCGGCGAGUAAAUACUACGAGGGAACGACAGAUGCAUACAAGGAAGCGGUCUUUCGGGCAAACGCGGCGGUGAAUCAUGCUACUGCUCUUAUGGCCUCCGGCGCACCGCCAGCACGCAAACUGCGCACAGCGGAGGAGCGUAGCGCGCUCGUCCUUGCACAGGAGCACGCAAAACUGAUGUUGCUUGUUGGUCGCCGCGCUAACCUGGAGGAUGAGAUCGAAGACGCACUGGAACUCGCAGAGGCCUACGAGCUGGACAAGUCGCUUCGCACGCGCCGGUCGAGCACGGCGAGCACCGCCACGACCGCGACAUUAUCGAGGGGCGCGGCUACCCCGUUGCGUAACGCACGAACUCCGCGGAAGCGCCGUGGCAGCGAGCACAGCAAGGCAGAUGUCGAUGUGCAGCUCUCCAUCGAGCCCGGUGCGGUGCGGCGCCGCAUGCGGCAGCUUCUCUCGAACCUGUUUGGCAACGGCGUUUUCGGCAGCACAGGUGGCGGGACCACCUUGAGCAGUGACAACUUGACCCGACUGGUGCAGCAGUUACAGGCGCAGUUGGACUCCGUGGAGGGCGAGCUGGCAAACAGGUUUGAGUCAGACGAGGACGAGUUUGAAAAAUCGGACACGAAUUUCACGACCAUGUUCGAGGGAACGAGGCGUAUGCGGUCCUCCUCCACGGCGUAUAACUCAUCGGCGGCGAUGCUGGCCGCAAGGCCGACGCUGAAACCGCUCCAGCGCCGCAAGCGAGUUCAGCAGAAGAAACAGGCCGAUCUGCGUGAGGUAUCGUCGAAUCAGGAGCGCAUGGAGUGGCUGAUGGAGAGCGUCGACGCGGAGCUCUUGACCGAUGUGACGGCGGAGCAGUAUGCGACAGACGUGGCGGAAUCGCCCUUCUCCGACCCUCUGCUACCCGCUGCCCUUCAAGACAAUGCGCGAAUGAUGGCGGCAUGUAAGUCUAUUUUGCAAGCGAUGCGUAACAAGUCCGACGCAGCCGACGGCGGCACAGCCCCUGCGCCAGCGUUCUCGCCUAAAUCAAGAGAUCUCGACACUACGGUGGAUUCCGUCUUGUCGCCGUCGUACACCGGUACGGUGAGUCAGCCCAGCUUGGUGCCGUUCUCUCUCUCCGGCACCAUAUUGGGUGACGGCACUUCCACAAUGCAGAGCGGCAGCGCGCAGGACCGCGCCAAAGGGGACUCGGAUGGCGGUCUGAGCUCCCCUGUGUAUGGUCUGAAGCUACUCGGCUUCAUGAUUGACGUCCUCGCACAGUACGAACUCGACCUAGAGGGCGAGACGGGCAAUAGGCGUCGGAAGAAGCGGCCGUGUACGGCGCCGUCGAAGAGCGCGUCUUUCAUGUCUCGACCGCUUCUGUACCGCGACGCCUUUUCGAAAGAUGAUGAGGACGACGAUCUUGACAGCGGAGAAGAGGACGGUGGCAGACACGGUGGAGGCAGUGACGGCGUCAGCUCUUCCCGCUCCGCACGCGAAAGGUCCGGCGAGGUGCCUGGGCAGGCUUCGUCCGCGCCGCACGACACUGUCGGUAAACGGCAGCCAGCCUUUGUCGACAACACCGAACCACACCACCCACGCAGCAACGCCGAUGGCACCGCCGCCUCUGCCUCUGCCGCUACCGGAGCAGCGGCGAGCUCGACCGGCAAGGGUGCAACGCUGCUUGGAGCGCAGCUGCGCAAUCUGCGUGCUGGGCUGCUGCAGGAUCUCCACGAGCUGUGCACCUUGUACGACUACAUGCACCUCAUUGACGAGCGUCGACGUGAGCUGGCGCAAGGCGCAGAGGAGCCGGUGAAUAACGACUACGAGGCGGAGUUAGAGCGAAAGCUGGAGGAGCAUCGGAUACAGCAAGAGGCGGCGCAGCGUGCCCGCGAUGAGGCGCAGCGACGCAAAGCGGAGGGCGCGGAGCUGGAUGAUUUUGGGCGGAUCGGUAGUGCUGGUAUGGCUCGACGCGGACAGGGGCGGCCAUCGCAGGCUUCUCUGCGCUCACAAUACGGUGCAGGUAGGUCGCUACCCCUUCAGGAUGGUGUGCGUACUGAUGCAAGCGGCAAGCCAGGCGCUUCGGCUUCAUUGCUCGCGGCGGAAAGGAGGCGAGACCGAGAAGUUGGAAAGGAAACUCUUGCCGUUGAAGAGACCACUGCGCCGGAUGUGGCGGAGGUAGAGACGGAGCUGAUUCGCGAGUGUGUGGGGGACGGUGCGUUGUGCUACACACUUGUUGGCUUCUCUGCACCGACCUGUACCCCAGGUGUUGGCAACGCGGAGGCGGAAGACAAGCCAACGCGCGUGAAAAAGAAGAGAGGCGGCGCCGGCUCCUCCUCCGGUGCAGCGGAAAACUUCCUCCGAUACGAGUUGCGUGUGCAGCGGUCGGCCGCGGCACGGCCAUCUUCUACGAACGCAGGCGAAAACGUCGAUCCUGCGGCGAUAGUCGCCGUUGUGAGGCUCAACCCGCAGCGACUGCUAAACCUGCGGCUGGCUCCCGCUGCAGGUGCAUCGUUUGUGGCCAAAAGCAAGUUUUCCCAAGUCACCGCCGCGGUGGAGUGGGGUGCUCCGCCAACGGCGCUGCUCUCGUUUGUUCCAGUGAAGCGCUACAAGGCGGCGUCGUUCGCGAAGGCCUUCGAGUUUGGCGCGAGUGUGGAGACGACGCAGGAAACAGACGACCUUCGAGAGACCUCCGUCGCGUCUAUGCCCUUCACUUUUCCCUCGCCCGGCGAUGUGAGGCCGCGGUCGGCCUCACUCGACAGCGGUGCGGUGCUUCCGCAGUCUGAAAGCGAAGGUUCCCUUACAAAUUCCGCCGGAGAAUUUCCCGCGAGGGAUUCGCGGACAAAGGCCGGCGGAGAGAGCCGCAGUAAACCCGGCAGUGCUGCUGUACUUCCACGGGACACUUCCCAGGUAGACAACGAAACGAUCGACAGUGCUGCGGCUGACGGGGAGACGGCGACGCGUGCCAGCGUCGUGCCCACAAAGUCGAAGGACGCGAGGAAGACGGUAGAGGGCAGAGCGACUUCAUUACCCAAAAAGAAGCCCUCGGGUGACUUGUCAGCUUCUGCCAAUGCUGCCAUGUCGUCCUCUGCAGAGGAACUGACGAAGUCCGGCCGUCUCCCGCCUAUCCAGAACCAAAAGGCACCGGCUUCUGGCAGCUCCACUCGCCCUCUAGCACCGCCAAGGACAAGCGCGGCGGAGGUGACCAGCCCAGCUGGUGUGCAUCCCGUGAACGCGCCGUCGCGCACUUCUUCUUCAGCGCAACAACCGUUGCCCUCCACACCGCCAAUGCAGGAGACGCCGCGACCCGUGGAGGAGUGGGGGGUUCCCCAUUCCCAUGCUGAAAUGGAAGCGGUGGAGAAGAACGCGGUGGUGCUGACGGUGCUCUCGGGAGCAGCAGCAGAAGGAGAACAGCUCGCCCGGACGUCAUCACGUCCAUCGAAAGGAAGGCUGCCUACCUCCAGGGGCGGGUCUGGUGCAGCGAAGGCGGAGGGCAUCGACGAUGGCUCCACGGUCUCACCAGCCGAAGCACUACUGGCCAUCGUUCCCGAUGAGAAGAGCACGUCCGUGGGCGGCGCUACCGCAAGCGGCGUUCGCGUGGGAAGCGGGGGUGCAGGAACGGAGAAGGGCGGGAGACAGUCGAGCACCCCUUCCACUGCGGCCGCUAUCGAUGCGGUGGCCUCGGAAUUGCUUCGUCAGGUGAUGGAGGCAGAGGGAGGUGAGGGAUAUGCUACGGAAGAAGGUGCGAGUGCCGGCGCCACAUCACCCACCGCACCGGUAAAACCAGCCGCACCUGCGUCGAUUGUGGACCAAGACGCAGCGGGUCUAACUCAGAAACAGCAGAAUGACGACCUGAAUAUGUCGGUGACCCAGAAAAGGCCUGACACACCACUUCGCGGAACUGCGGAGACGUCAGGAAAAGAAACUGGCAUCCGCUCGGAUAUGGCGGGCUCACCGCGUGUAGGGCGGCCAAAUUCCUCUCCUUUAACACGAAGGCAGGCGCCUCACGUAUCACGACCGCAGACUGUUGGCGGCCGUCGACAAGCAGACGGCCGCGUUCUGGAAGGACUGCCGUCCAAAUCGGCUGAACCGCCCAAAGCGGUGAUCGGCAUCAAGGCACCGCCGUCACUGACAAUCACUUCCUCCCAGUCCCCUCCAAUGCGCGCCGAGGAAGCUCAUCAGUACGGCGGAUGUCUCGUUCGAUUAGACAUCUUUCCCCAGGAGGUGGAUGCGACUCGCCAAAGCGAUUCCACUGCUGUGACGACAGCAGAAGACACAGCCGCACCACUCAUUCCGCCGCGUACGACAACUCCCCCGACGGCAGAGCCGCCGCUUCGAGCACAGCUGUCGCGGCCGACGACUGCAACACGUCCCGUCAGUUCCCGAACUGCCGACUCGGCGCACGACCACCCGUCGACGCCCACCGCCGCCGAGAGCUUCGUCCCUUCCUUGCCACCCGUACUGGUGAAGCAAACAGCGGGCAGCUCGAAGGUGCAGGUGCUCCUUCCCCAGGAAGCCGUCACCAGCUCCCUCGGUCCAAGAGUGCGGCCGGCCACCACCUCCGGCGCAGUGCCGCCCAACCGACAGACAAGCGCACUUGAAGGUGUCACCAGCCCUCCUGACGCGACCACCACCGCUACCAACAACCUGGCAGCCACAGAGCGAUCUAUCGCGAAGCAGUUCUCGGUACUACCCAAGACUGGCGCUGCCGGCGAGGCGGCUGCAGAUCAACGCACGGUUACGCAUGUUCAGACCUUCCUGCAGGCCGUUAUGACUCGCCCAGAGUCAAGGAGGACAGGUGCCGCCGGAGGAAAAAGCUUGACCGCCUUUGCUGGCGCGUCGAAACAAAGCGAGGCGUUGCAAAGCAAAUCUGCUGCUGGCCGUGGAGGGGUGAGCACGCUGCGCUCCGAGGUGGAAAUGCUCCAGGAAGAGGCGCGGCUGCUUUUUUUGUCGGAUCCGGUCCGCUACGACGCUGUGGUUUCGGAGCUCAUGCAGCAGGCUACCGAGGAACUGCAGCGUGAACUCGCACCGGACGGGCAGCGGGGAAUUAGCGGCGACGCGCUUGCACCCAUGUCAGUGCGCUCAUCGGGUAGCGGCGCGUUGAGCUUGCCGCCGGUGCUGGUCGCCGCGCACCCGCACGGCCAAGCAGCCGGCACCUCGGAUGAAGCCGAGGCCGCCCUGGGCAACCUGAGCAGUGCCAUUCCACACGCUCACGUGCGAUCCACACCAGGAACUACACGUCAUAGCAGCAGCACUUCCUUUGUUUUCGGUGCAUUCGGGACCGCCCCCUCCUCGGGCACCACACAGGGGCGGGUGCCGUCUUUUCCAUCCCCGCAGACGUUCGCAGGGCGGCGCAGCACGCACGCACUCGUGGCGCAGUCCGGGUCGAACCUGAACUCUGUCGCCGCCGCGCAACGCAAGUCUUGCGCGGAUGCCGUGGCGGAGGUGGAACGUAUUCUCUACGAGCAAAUGAAAGCAAAGCUGCUCCUUCGCGCGAUUAUUGAGAAAAUGCAGGCCCUCUGGAGGGCGAAGCAGCGCAGUGCGGAGGAAAAGAACCGCGGACGCGUGGUGCAGCGCAUGCGGGAGGUGAUGGACCGUGCCCUAGCCGCUUCCUGGCCGAUCGAGCGUCAACGUGUGAUUCACCUUCGCAAGCUGAUUUGCAUCCUCGAUCGGCGUGUGGGUCGCGUCCACGGUUGGCUGCCACACUACUCCGACGCGAACGUACUCAUGACGACGCAGCCCAGCGCGAUGGCCCGCAGCGUCCUUUCCAAAAGCGGCACAAGUGGCAGCGGCACACUUACUGCUGGGCCACUCUCGACGUGGUACCGCAAGACGCACACGGCAGAUCGGGCUGGCGUGGAGGACGACAGCGCUGACGGCACGUGCGCUGACGCGUGCCCGCGUUACAUGCAAUACCUCCCGCAGCGCCGCAUGUACCAUUAUGUGCGACUGGCAAAGGCACGCCGGCUGAUGCCGCUGCGCCUGGUGCGUGCGGAAAUCCACGAGUGCCACAGCCGCCACAUUCUGCUCGGCUAUGAAAGGAUGCCGCUGGAGACGGAGGAGGAGGAGGCGGCGCAUACGCAGGCGGGAUGGCCGAAACGGGACCUCCCCCCGCACGCCCGCCUCGCGAAGCAGCGCCGUGGCGAAUUUGUACCAGACCGCUACGACGACAUGAAAUCUCGCGGGGAACGGGAGCGCUACCGGCGACGAUUGCAAGGCACGGCCGCCUUUCAGGGGGUGUCGAAGAUGUUCUCUCCGCGUACGCGACAAGACGCAGAGCUACCCUACGCGUUGCAUUGA